This is a messenger RNA of Pseudozyma flocculosa PF-1, 1983 nucleotides long. RefSeq lists its product as uncharacterized. The record is from RefSeq and is a predicted model, not a curated record. The coding region runs from base 1 to 1983 and encodes 660 amino acids. Gene Ontology annotation, cellular component: mitochondrion. Gene Ontology annotation, biological process: ubiquinone biosynthetic process; cellular respiration. The transcript has 4 exons. Lineage: Eukaryota; Fungi; Basidiomycota; Ustilaginomycetes; Ustilaginales; Ustilaginaceae. Gene Ontology annotation, molecular function: ubiquinone binding.
AUGGCGCUGCAGCACACGCUCCUCAUCGUCGGCGGCAGCGGCUUCCUCGGCUCCGCCAUCUCCAAGCAGGCGCUCGCAAAGGGCUGGAAGGUCAUCUCCAUCAGCCCCUCGGGCAAGCCCUACCUCUCUCCCGCAGGACACCGCCCAUCGUGGUCCUCGUCGCCUAACAUCUCCUGGCACGCCGCAGAUGCCCUCGACCCCGCCUCCUACUCACACCUCGCCGCACAGUGCACCGCCGCCGUACACACCGUCGGCAUCCUCCUCGAGGCAGACUACAAGCCAAAGGACAAGGGCCUCCUCGGCGUCAUCGGGGGCGCGCUCCAGGGCGUGGCAAAGGGAUGGGGCUACGCCGGACCUUCGUCCCAGAACCCGCUCCAGGAUGAUCGCACCUCGGGCAAGCGCCGCCAGAUGUCGUACGAGGUCAUGAACCGCGACUCGGCCGUCUCGGUGGCCCACACUUUCCUCUCCGCCCUGCAGAAGCGCCAGGCCGAGCGCGGCUCCACCUCGGACCCACCCUCUCCGGCCCCGUUUGUCUACAUCUCGGCAGAGGACCUCUUCCGACCCGUCGUCGAUGCCCGGUAUAUUACCACCAAGCGCCAGGCCGAGAAGAUGAUCACCCGCUUGUCGGAGCAGUAUGGCCAAGCCCUGGUCCGACGCGCACCCGCCGGCAGCAGCGGCAGAGCCGCGCCCGCAGAAUUCCUUGACGCAGAUGGUGCCGGCCUCUCGCUCGAGCUGCAGGACGAGGCAGCGUCGUCUUCUGCUUCGGUCGAGGUGGGCGCCGCUGCCGCCGCCGACUCGCUGCCCGUCGAGCUGCUUCGGCCCGUCUUUAUGCGGCCCGGCCUCAUGUACGAGCCGCACAAGCGUCCGCUCUCGACCCUGCCCGCCGCCAUCCUCGAGGCCUCGGCCGCCUUCCACAAGUCUCCUCCCCUGCCCCUGCCCCUUCCUACACCGGCAUCACUGUUGUCGAGCGCCUACACGCCGGCGUCUUUGCGGCCGCUGGCCAAGCUGCUCACGACGCCGCCGCUCCACAUCGACACGGUCGCCAAGGCCGUCUGCAAGGCCAUCGAGGACGACGCGAUCCGCGGGCCCAUCGACCCGCUCCAGAUCCGCCGGCUGGCUGGCUGGAGAGAAGAGGGUGGUGCUGCGGCGGCCAAGGCGGCGGCGGCGGAGGUCGACCCGGCUCACCUCGUCCACCCCUCGCAUCGCCCCGGCGCGCCCGAUCCGGCAGCAGCGGCGACCGCAGCACGCAAGCUCGACUCUGGCAACCCGUUCGCCGCCACCACCCAGCCUCACCAUCGCCGCUUCAGCAGCGUCGCAGGCAGGCGGACGCAGCGGUCGUUGUCGCCCAGCCACCGCCGGAGAUCCUUUUUCAGCCUCCCGGAUCUCGGCAAGCUGGCGUCGAGCACCAUCAACGCGGCGACGGGGUCCGGCGACGGCGCUUCGGGCCACACUGAUGAGCACGGGCGGCAGGUCUACGAGACACAGCGGAUCCUCUCGCACUCGGUUCCGCUGCUGUACCGCGUCGUCUCGGACGUCGAUGCGUACGAGCACUUUGUGCCCUACUGCCAGAGCUCGACGGUGCUGGGCGACGAGCCGCGCUUCAAGGCGGCGGCCGAGCGCGGCGAGGCGGCCUCGGACGGCGCCGACACGGCUGUGCUGGCCGAUCUCAGCGUCGGGUUCGGCAGCUUCCAGGAGCGGUACACGAGCCAGGUCAGGAUGAAGAAGGACGCCUGGGUCUCGGCCGAGGCGGUCCAGCCCAACCCGAUCUUCAAGCACCUCUCGACCGUGUGGACCUUUGAGCCGAUCGCCUCCCCUUCUUCGCCGGGCGCGCCCGAAAAGACGCAGGUGACGUUCCGGCUGUGCUACGCGUUCCGCAACCCGCUCUACGCCACCGUCGCCGGCGGCGUGUUUGAGCGCAUGAGCGCCCAGAUGAUGCACGCCUUCCAGCAGAGGGCGCGCGAGGUCGCUGCCGCGUCGGCCUAG